This is a messenger RNA of Megachile rotundata (alfalfa leafcutting bee), 2575 nucleotides long. RefSeq names its product ubiquitin specific protease 30 (gene Usp30). The record is from RefSeq and is a predicted model, not a curated record. Gene Ontology annotation, molecular function: cysteine-type deubiquitinase activity. Gene Ontology annotation, biological process: protein deubiquitination. Lineage: Eukaryota; Metazoa; Arthropoda; Insecta; Hymenoptera; Megachilidae. Gene Ontology annotation, cellular component: nucleus; cytosol.
AACGAAUGAAAACUCGCAUGAUGAGUUUGAUCUUUCAUUCAACAUAUAUUUAGGAUUUAGCCAAAAAAAUAAUCAAAUUAUGUUAAAACUGUUAAGACUUCUAGUUUGUUUUGUAGUAUAGCAUAUAAUUAGGAUUAACAUACAUAUCUAAAGGAAGCAUAACGGUUCUUUAAACGAACAUUUUAAUAUUCACUUGAUGUAACUUUCUUACUUUAGUAUAUGCAUGAUUCCUCGUUUAUCAAGCUUUUAAUAAUAGAUUGUUGUAAUACAACAUUAUUUGUCAACAAUAGUGUUGCUAUGAGAAUGUCACAAUUAUCUUAUAGUACCAACAUUAACAUAACCUAAAUAAAAAUCUAUAGAUCUAUAUUUACGACGCUACACGGGUGUUUGAGGCUCAAAGUAUUGCGUACAUAAAAUUGCGCUUCAUUAUUUGUAAAAUCGAAUAUCUCACUGGAAAACACACGUUACUUUUAAACUAAUUUGUUAGAAACUAACGAACUAAAAUUAAGAAUAAUAAAUUCAUUGAUACUUUGUGUUAUCGUACAGAAGUUUUAUAUAUGGGAGUAAUCGAAUUGUUCAUAAUAAUUCGGUCCUCAACCUGUUAAUUUCAAAUGAAGUUCGAAAUACAAUAAGGAACUAGUUAUUCAUGCUGCAAAAAUAAUAAUUGUCGGUGAAAAGACAUGCAUCGGUUCGUUAAUGGAUAAAUUUGCUCUUCAAACUGACGUGAAGGUUAGCGUUUGCGAUUCUUAAGAAAAUUCCAGAUUUUGGCGAAUAUUCUGAAAACAUGGAUGUGGAAAGAGUUGCUGUACUUGCUAGUGUAGGAUUCGCGAUAGCGAUUGCAGCAUUUGUUUUAUGGGGUCCAUCUCCUAAGCCUAGAAAAAAAGGAAAAGUUAUUGGUAUCAAUAAUCUAGGAUAUACUUGUUUUUUGAAUUCUCUUUUACAAGCUCUAGCUGCAUGUCCAAUUUUUAUUGGAUGGUUGAAAAAACAGAGUGAGAAAAAUGGAAAAGUUAAUUUCAUUUCAUCGCUACUCUGUGUUUUUGAAAAAAUUAAUGGAUAUGCAGAUGAAUUAUAUGGUGAUGUAACACCAAUUGAAAUAAUUUCAUCGCUUGGUAAUCUAUGGAAGUUUGCACCUGGGCAUCAAGAUGCGCAUGAACUAUUUCAUAUUGUUCUAAGUGCAUUACAAGCAGAAAUUCAACCUGGAAGUAGGAAAGGUUGUUUGUCUGAUGCUUUACCGCAAAGUCCGACAUUAGCAACAGACGUACAAAAAUUAAGUGAUCCUUUAACAUUUAGAAGCGUAUCUUGUAACGAUAUUGUAUCUGCUAAUAAAAGUCCAAACAUUCCAAAUGGAUUUGAUAGAAAUUGUAAUAAUCAUGUUAUGUCUUCAACGGCAUCUGUUGCAAGUAUUCCAACAGUAUACAAUAAACCAGGUAUGAUCCUUGCCAGAUCUUCAGAAUUACUUUCAAACAAUAUGGCAGUUGGAGAUAGUAAGGAAUCAUUUAAACCAUGGAGCUCUUUAUGUGCUAUGCCUAUUUUUAAUGCUCCAUUAAUAUCAGUAGAAGUGCACCCAUUUUCAGGCUUAUUAACUAGUCAAUUACAAUGCAGUAGUUGCAAAUGGAAGUCUGCUGUUCGUUAUGAUAAACUUGAAACUGUCUCUUUGCCUCUACCUCCUUUGGGCCCACAUACUAAAUCACAUCACACUUUGGAAGAACUACUAACGCGUUUUGUAACCAGUGAGAUUGUUCAGGAUGUAUUGUGCAAUGGAUGUGGAAUGCGUUGUUUAGCUACUAAAACUUUAACUUUAGGGAAGCUUCCUAAGUGCUUAUGCUUACAUAUAUCAAGAACUACGUGGAGUUCUUCAGGAGUACCGAUUAAAAGAGAUGAUCCAGUAAAAUUUCCUGUAAUAUUGUCACUGGAUCCUUAUACUUUUACAGAAACGAAAAAGCGAAAUGCACGGGGUGAUCCUGAAGCAACGAUGUUGCUCGUUAAUCGAACGUCGUUACAAGAUAAACACAAAUAUCAGUUGCGUGCAAUCGUAGAACAUCGCGGGCCUGUUGAUUCUGGACAUUUCGUUUGCUAUAGACGAGGAAAUAAAGCUGAUCAAUGGUUAUACACUUCAGAUAACGUAGUUGAGAGCAUAUCCUUGAUCGAAGUCUUAUGUGCCACACCAUACCUUCUCUUUUACGAGCGUAUCAAUAGCAUAUAAGAAUAGGUAGUAAUGAAUUUUAGUAAUGACAACAAAUUUAGGAAUUACAGGCUCAGCACACUGGAAUAAUAUGAAAAUAAUGGAAUUGAAGAGACUGAGUUUUAAUAGUAGUUUUCAUAUAUUUCUGUUGCAAAGCAACUGGAAUAAUUCAAAUAAUUUGUUACAUAAACUUGAAUUUAUAUUAUUAGAUUCAGUGUUCCGUAGAAUAUUAUCAAUAAGUAAUGUUUUUAUGAGAAUGAUGUUUGAAGAACAAAAGUAAAAUGUUUUUUGACUUAUAAGCUUAACUUAAUAAUUUCCAGAAUUCAUUUAAUGGUACAUGACAUCUACUUGCAUACUUAAAGAAAUUUUGUUUACUUAAUUUGCACAAUUCGG